AUGUACACUAAUCUUGGAUCUUUGACCGCAAAGACUCCUUCAACGACAUAUGCGAUCGAUGUUCAGUUGUUUCGAACCCUGACCGAAUUGGCAAAUGGCCAUGACAAUCUGCUUAUUUUCGGAGACUUUAAUACGCCUCAUUUACAUCAACUUGUUAAUAAACCCACAAGAUACAGACAGAAUCAAACGCCGUCGACCCUUGAUCUCAUAAUAUUGUCAGACGUGAAUCUUCUUUCAAAUUUGAAUUACGGCUCUCCUGUUGGUAUUUCUGACCAUGUUACUUUGUCAGCACAGCUGCGACUUUGUUGUAAUCUUCAGGGUAAGAAAACAGUCCACACUAAAUUUUAUACUGACUAUGCAGUGCUGAACCAUGACAUCAGUAAUAUGGACUGGGAGACUGCUGAGUUCCGCGUCGUUGACAAAAAUACUGUCAAACAAACUGUGCCUCGUUCAACGAACAAACCGUCGAUUAGUAAAAAAUUACUCCAGAUGGUUUGUAAAAAGAGAGCAUUGUGGAAACGAUUCAAGAAUAGCCGAUCUGACACUGACUAUGCAGCUCAUCGGGCUUAUUCAAACCGUCUAUCUGUAGAAAUAAAAGCGGCUAAAAGAACUUAUGAACUCCGUGUAGCUAAUUCUAAAGAUCCAAAGAUACUCUACAAAUAUAUUCGUAAUAGGAUCACCGGACCUAGAGACAGUAACAAACACAAUACCUCUGUUAUCUACACCGAAAGUCAAUUUUGCUCACCUGGACCAGAUGGGAUUACUCCGACAGUUCUUAAUAAAUGUGCUAAGACCGUUUGCAUACCUUUGAAGAUUUUAAUGACACAAUCUUUUCAAAACAGUCAACUUCCUGAAGAUUGGAGAUUGGCCAUUGUAAAGCCGAUCUUUAAAAAAGGCGAUAAAUUUCAAGCUGUGAACUACAGACCGAUUAGUCUCACUGCGAUCAUAGCCAAAAUCAUGGAAUCUAUUAUUUCCGAUGAGAUAAGAAAGUUUCGGCUUGCAAACAACGUCCUUCCUGCCGAACAGCACGGAUUUGUCCCAAAAAAGCCUGUGUCCACAAAUCUUCUUUGUGCCGUAUCAGAUUGGACCAAAAAUUUCGACCGUGGUGUUGCUACCGACGUUGUGACUGUUACUAGAAUGGAUAAAAGGAUUCUUAACUAA
Molecule: messenger RNA, 1161 nt
Organism: Zophobas morio
Lineage: Eukaryota; Metazoa; Arthropoda; Insecta; Coleoptera; Tenebrionidae
Exons: 6
Coding region: 1-1161 (386 amino acids)
Source: RefSeq, a predicted model, not a curated record